Messenger RNA from Doryrhamphus excisus (bluestripe pipefish), 3615 nucleotides. RefSeq names its product caveolae-associated protein 2-like. The record is from RefSeq and is a predicted model, not a curated record. NCBI's taxonomy places the organism in Eukaryota, Metazoa, Chordata, Actinopteri, Syngnathiformes, Syngnathidae. Gene Ontology annotation, cellular component: cytoplasm; caveola. Gene Ontology annotation, molecular function: protein kinase C binding.
CAAGUCAAAGAAGUGUAACCCACAAAGUUCACUCCACAGCGGCAUCAUCCGUGCGACACAGGUCACAACAUAUUAGUGCUUUAUUUGUGGCUAAAGCACCUGUGAACCAUGGAAGCAGACGCACCUCAUGCCGAGGCAUCCCAGCCCGAGCCGAGCAGCGUGUCGGGCAGCACUCACACCAUCCCGCAGCAGACAAACGAGAACACGGAGCUCCUCAUCCCGAGCUUCAGCCCGCCGUCGGCUCCGUCCUCACCUACCACGACCAGCACUCUAUCGCGACUGGGCUUAAAAAGUCCCACCAGCCCUUCCGCACCCGCCCCUGGCAGCCCCGGGGGUGGCCAGGUGAGCGCCAUCACCGUGGUGGCCCUCCUGGAUAAGCUGGUCAACAUGAUGGAGGCGGUGCAGGACAACCAGCACCGCAUGGAGCAGCGGCAGGCCGACCUGGAAGGCGCCGUGCGGGUCGUGCAGGGGGACGUGAGCCGCCUGUCCAAGACACACAUCAGCACCUCCAACAGCGUCAGUAAGCUCCUCGAGCGCUCCCGCAAAAUGAGCGGUCACCUGAAGGAGGUGAGGGAGCGCUUGGACAAACAGGCCGUGCAGGUGAAGAAGCUGGAGGCAAACCACAGCCACCUGCUCAAGAGGAACCACUUUAAAGUCCUCAUUUUCCAGGAGGACAAUGAGAUCCCUUCCAGUGUGUUUGUCAAUGAUUCUCUCAAGACCCCACAACCGAGCCAGUAUGAUGCAGAGUCCACUGUGCCGAAUAUGUCAGUUGCCAGUUCUGUUGACGGCAUCCAUACGCAGGAGGAAGGUCUCCAGACCAUCAGCCUUUCCUCUGAUGACGAUGAUGAGCUCUCAGCACACAGAGCUGAGGGACACAUGAUGGAACCUGGUACUUCCCAGACGUUUGAGAGAAGGUCUGACAAGUUCAAGCGCUCUAGUCUGAAAAAGGUUGAUAGUAUCAAGAAGAGCAUUGAGAAAAAGAUGGCCCAGAUCACCACCAAGAUUGUCCCCCCAGAAAAACGGGAAAAAAUCAUGAAGAGCCUCAGUCCUACCCACCCUAAGAGCCCUUCUAUCAAAAGCUCCUCAUUUAAGGUGUCUCCCAUGACAUUCAAUGUGAAGAAAGUCAGAGAUGGGGAAGUUUCAUCCCAAGACCUUGCCUCAGGGGGAGGAGCACACGUGGAGAUUCCGCCACUAGAAUGCUCAGAUAGAGAUAUCCCUUUGGCUGCGGUGCACACCCAGGAAGGUGCUCCGGAAAAAAGUGGAGAAAUGCUGAUUCAGUCCACCUCAGACGACUUAAAAGCAGAGCUGUCCAUCAAUGGAGAACCAGCAAGCUUCCAGUGCGAAUUAAACGGUGAUCGUUCUGCUGGUCUCGCGGUCCCAGAACGUGAUGAUGACGUUGGUGAGGAGGAAGAAGAGGACGAAGAAGAUGAGAACCACAAAACCGAAGUGAAGACCGCAACCAAUGUGCCGACUCCGACGGAAACAGUUGCUUUGGAGCAAGCAUCUUAGUUGUUUAGGAUUAACCAUCCCUGUUGUUUUAUCCAGGAAGCAUAUAAAUUAGUUACAUAUUCUCAUGAACACACACAUUGAUACACAGUAGAAAACAAUCCUUACGUCCUGAGUUCCCCAAUGGUUGUGCGACAUUACUGCUUUUGACAAUGACCGACGUCGAAAAAGAACAUGACAAGGACUGCAGUAACUUAGACAUCAUAAAACCACUGCUCACAACUUCAAUCACAGCAUCUCCAGGGCACUGGUCUAACUAUCUCCCUCUUGCUGAGCUCCUAUGCCUCGCUUAUUGGAAAUGAAAAACAGCCUCUUUGUUCUUGUUCUUUUUUUUUCUUCAUUGUGAAAACUAGUAAAUCUCUGGCAACAACACUUGUACCCGCACAGCCUGUUGAGGUGGUAUGUUGCCAGGAUGUGCAAGAGCAGGAAUGGAGAGUUUGGGGAGGUUUUAAACUUGUUUUAUUGUGAACUAGAAAUGUUUUGUUUUCCAAAAUUAACCAAUGACUAUAAUUUCUAUCUUUUACUGUCAGCUAAAACAUGGGUGUCCAAACCUUUGCCCCCGAUGGCCACAUACAGAAAAAAAAAUGCUAGGGGGUUCACUUUGAUGCAUGUUGUGCAUUAAGGAGGCUUAAACACAUCCUUUGUCUAACUAUAUGUGCUAAACUGAACAAAAUAUCAACGCCGUAUCAGUCACAAAUUAGUGGGGUUGGUGGUGAGCUGUUGGAAGGUGGUGGUAUGUAUAGAUAAAUAAAUAAAGAUCAGGUUCUCAAUAGUAUUUGAAAUGGGGUCAGUGAAAAAAAUUGAGAAACCACUGGUGUCAUUUAAGAUUUUUCUCAUUAUUAUUAAUUAUUUUACUGUCAUCAUCACCGUGAAUAAUAACAAAAUGUUGUUAGAGCUAAUACACUGCAUAGUAUAAACAUAACACAAAGCAUGAAGGGGUGCAAACCCAUUCCAUUAAAAAAGAAAUACAAUGAUGUACACAGUAUGUUCAUUUGCAGAAAUGACCUGUCAAUGCAGGGCAAAUUCUUAGUGUUUUUCAGUAUACAAAACUGCUUUGGGAUGGUGUACUUUAUGUGAUGGAUCGUAGAUCUAUGCAUUUUUUGAGUGAUAAUUUGCUUCUAGGUGGUUGCGAGACAUUGGAAUCAAAUGUUUAGUGAUAUUUGUGCAUCUUCACAUUUAUCUUACCUUUUACCAUCGCUUGUGCUGCCUGUGACAUGGACAUACACACUCAUCAUCUGCCUACAAGAUGGUAUUAAUAAUUGCUCUCCUGAAGGAAUACAUUCCAGUCAUUUUGUGGAUAAUAAGUAAAAGGCCUCCUUUUGUUAAAGCUACAAUACACCACUGAUUGCCAAUAUAUUAUACAGGCGAUGUUUCUCAGGAUGCACAAGAGUGAAAUUUGCAUUACAUGUAGGGGUUAAACAUACAUGCAAGCAGAAAUGCAGAACCAGGCUACCUUCAUUUAAGCAUGAUGAUGGCUUACAUGCAUAUUUGUAAACGUGUCAAUCACUGACACCUUAAGAAAUGUGCUGAACAGGUUGCUCAUGUCCACUGGUAUAGGCUCCAGCGCCGCACGACCCUGAAGAUGAUAAGCAUUAGGAAACAGAUUGACAGACUUUUAAUGUAUGUGAAAAGAUUGUUAGAUGCAUUUUAUCUUUUUUUAUUACAGUAAUGUAAUUCGUACUACUGAUGAAUUGUCUCUAUUUUCUGCUAUGUGUGAUGCACAUUAGUGUUUUCAAUCUUACUGGAAUUAAGGCAUUUUCUGCUUAUCUUUUAAAAUGUUCACCUUUGGUAACAUACAGUAACUUUCUGUUUGAAAUAAAAAUUUAUAGUUGUAUGUGAAUGUAUGCCUGUUAUUUGUCUGGAAACAUAUUGCAGUUAUUUUCUCAUUCCAUGAGAAAGAAAGCAUGACAUGAUAUGGUUUUAAUAUGCUUGCUGGACAAUAGUUUGGUGAUUCAGAGACUAGGAAACCACUUCAGCCAAAGAUAUUUCCUUGACACCAGCAUGUUCCUUGCCACUUGAGUGUUAACGCUUGCUGACAUUUGUUUGCUAAUAUCUUGUAAGCUUGCAAGAAUUUCCUUUCAAACUUUCAUCAAUAAAGAAUAACAUGUG